AUGUCGCUUAGCUUUCAACACGGUAGACUAAUAAGUGUCUUAGUUACAAGAAAAAUGACGACUCUAAGCGGCGUUGUUGCCGACUCGAUAAGGAUGAAAUUGGAGACCGCCUUACAAACAAAGCAUUUAGAGGUGAUAAAUGAGUCAUAUAUGCACAACGUACCCAAGGGCGCCGAAACUCAUUUCAAGGUCGUCGUUGUUUCUGAUAAAUUUGAUGGUUUACCUCUGAUUAAGAGGCAUAGAUUAAUAAAUGAUAUACUCCGAGAAGAGCUGCAGGGUGGUGUCCAUGCAUUAUCCAUAAUUGCUAAAACCCCCGAACAAUGGGAUAAGAGUGAUAAGAUUAUUGAGAGUAGCCCUAACUGUAGAGGAGGUUUUGGGAAGUAA
This is a messenger RNA of Leptosia nina, 384 nucleotides long. NCBI's taxonomy places the organism in Eukaryota, Metazoa, Arthropoda, Insecta, Lepidoptera, Pieridae. The record is from the annotation of a GenBank genome assembly.